UGUGGUACCGAGGUGCAGCUGCGGUAGUUUGAGCAGCGCUAGACGGUAAGAGGAGGACAGGAGAGGAAGACUGCGCCGGACAGGAGUCAGUGGACAACAUCAAUGGCCCCGGUGUCUAAGGAGUAAAGAAUGGGCUCCACCAUAUCGCGGCCAUGGCCAGAUCCACCAACAGAAGCGCCGAGGACGGGGGCUCACGGGUAACCGCCCCCACUGACCGCGGAGAGCCGCGGGACCUGGCCGAGCCCCGGGAACUGUCUCUGGAGGAGGUGCUGAAGUCCUACGAGCAGCCCAUUAACGAGGAGCAGGCAUGGGCGGUGUGCUACCAGUGCUGCAGCGGGUUGAGGGUGCCCCGCCCGCCCGACGGGAGACUCCGCCGGGUGAAGGACCCGUCCUCCAUCCUCCUGCAGAGGGACGGGACCGUGUCACUGCAGCGGGAGCCGCGACGCAACGAUGACACUGAUGGACCUCCUCCUCCACCUACUGCGGAGCGUCAGCUGGUCCAGUCGCUGGGCGUGGCUAUCUACCGAGCUCUGGACUGGGGGCUGGAUGACAGCGAGGAGCGGGAGCUAAGCCCCCAGCUGGAGCGCCUCAUCGAACGCAUGGCUGGGGGGGACCAGGGCGAAGAGGGCGUCUGCACCGUGGGGAAGUUCAGCACAGACGAAGGGUACAGUGGCCAGGAGGAGGAGGAGGAGGAGGAGGAAGAGCGGGAGGGGGCGAUGAGGCCAGUGUGCACGUUACGCCAGGUGGCGGCGCUGUGUGCGUCCCGGCUGGCUGACCCUAGCCUGGCUCCAGAACACUACCAGGCCGUCUGUAGGGCUCUGUUUGUAGAGACUCUGGAGCUGCAGACCUUCCUCAUCAAGAUCAGAGAUGCUAAGGAGAUGCUGAAGAAGAUCACCAAAGAGGAAACUGUGGAGGACAGGCCUACAGCUGAGCUGGACGCCCUGAAACACAGAGACUGGGCACGUCUGUGGGUGCAGCUGAUGAAGGAUCUCAGGCAGGGAGUGAAGCUGAAGAAGGUGCAGGAGCAGCCGUUCAACCUGCUGCCCACCGAGUUCAGCCUCACACCCUUUGAGAUGCUGAUGCAGGACAUACGGACUCGCAAGUUCCAGCUACGCAAAGUCAUGGUGGAUGGUGACAUUCCCACCACAGUAAAGAGGAAUGCCCAUGAAAUGAUACUGGAUUUCAUCAGAUCAAGACCUCCACUUAAACCGGUUUCAGAGCGCAGCCUCCCCCCUCCUCCCCCGCAGCAGCAGUCCCUCCAUGAAAAGGUCCUGGCUGAGAUCAAGCAGGAGAGGAAGCUCAGACCGGUGGUCCUGCCCAGCUCCAGACCAUUUGGCUCCCUGCCCUGCCUGGCUCAGACUUGUCCUUGCGACGUCAAAUCCACGUCAUGCAUCGACCUGUCCGUGUCGGAGCCCCGCCCCCCGUCCCGCCCCCGCAUCCUGCUCAAGGCUCCGACUCUGGCCGAGAUGGAGGAGAUGAACAUAUCUGAGGAGGAGGAGUCCCCAGACAGCAUGGAGCUGAGGAGGACGGAGAGCUCCCCCACCCCUCUGAAGAGGGACCGGUCCUUCUCGGAACAUGACCUGGCCUUGCUGCGUGCCGAGAUGCUCCCCUCGUUCUCCGAGUCGGCCCAGCUAGGCGGGGCGGUCAGGCUGAGGGGGGAGAGGCCCCGGUCCAGGACGCUGACCGGGGCCGGACCCCCUCUUUAUCACAGAGCCUCCUACCCGGUUCACGGCUGGGUGCCGCCCUCUCCGGCCCGCCUGUCUCUGAGUGCAGUCGACGAGACCACAGAGGGAUCAGAAACUCGGACUGGCUCCAGAGCUGGAGACGAGAAGCAGUGGAUGGAGGAGUUCAGCCACCCUGUGGAGAGUCUCGCCUUGACGGUGGAUGAGGUCAUCAACGUGCGCAGAGUGCUGGUGAAAGCAGAGAUGGAGAAGUUUCUUCAGAACAAAGAACUCUACAAUAACCUGAAGAGAGGCAAGGUUUGCUGCUGCUGCAGGGUGAAAUUCCCUCUCUUUUCAUGGCCGUCUACCUGCUUACUGUGUAAAAGAUCUGUCUGCAGCUCCUGCAGUGCAAAGAUGAAGAUCCCCUCCAAGAAGAUGGCCCACAUUCCUGUGUACACCGUCGGCUUCCACAGCACUCCAAAGAGCCAUGGACGCAAGAGCCAAGUCUAUAAGUCCCUGCGCAGCUUGUCCCGCCGCUCCGUAGAGGAAGAGUUCCCCCACCUGUACGCCCACGGCUGCACGCUGCGCGACAUCUGCGCCGAAUGCACCAAAUUCGUCGCCGACGUCAUUUCCUCCAGCCGCCGGAGUCUGGACAUCCUCAACAACACUCCCAAGAGGGAGGCCCAAGGUGCUGCUGCCGCCGCCCCCCUUCAGAGACCACAGCUGCAACGUCAAUCACACCUCGAGACCUACCCUCAGCCUCACCCUCAAUGUUACCCUCAGUGCCACCCUACACCUCACCCACUGUGUCACCCACAGCUGCCUCCCAAGUCCCAUCAUCAUCAACAGCAGGGUCUUUACGCGUCAUCGCCGUCCCCUUCGCCGCAUCUCCACCCCAAGACGCUCACCAACCUCAACCAAUGAAUAGAUGAAUUACUUUUUAAGCCUUUCUGCCCAAACACACACACACACACACACACACACUCCAUAAAGAGUUUUGCUCUUGCGCUACACUGUGUGCACACACAAAGUUGCACAAUCAAAGUUCCUUAAAUAUUGCCGGGUGGUGCAUUAAGUGCGUUAUUUAACAGUUAUGCUAUGAUACAUAAACCUGUUCUGGUGACUUAAUUUU
Anoplopoma fimbria (sablefish) is the source of this 2793-nucleotide messenger RNA. RefSeq names its product spire-type actin nucleation factor 2 (gene spire2). Gene Ontology annotation, molecular function: actin binding. NCBI's taxonomy places the organism in Eukaryota, Metazoa, Chordata, Actinopteri, Perciformes, Anoplopomatidae. The coding region runs from base 153 to 2585 and encodes 810 amino acids. Gene Ontology annotation, cellular component: cell cortex; cytoplasmic vesicle membrane. The record is from RefSeq and is a predicted model, not a curated record. The transcript is spliced from 15 exons. Gene Ontology annotation, biological process: Golgi vesicle transport; actin filament polymerization; cleavage furrow formation.